Molecule: messenger RNA, 7478 nt
Organism: Solenopsis invicta (red fire ant)
Lineage: Eukaryota; Metazoa; Arthropoda; Insecta; Hymenoptera; Formicidae
Product: tripartite motif-containing protein 2
Exons: 11
Coding region: 1200-3293 (697 amino acids)
Biological process (GO): protein polyubiquitination; negative regulation of translation; proteasome-mediated ubiquitin-dependent protein catabolic process
Molecular function (GO): zinc ion binding; translation repressor activity; ubiquitin protein ligase activity
Source: RefSeq, a predicted model, not a curated record
GCGUCCUCUUGGCAGGCUCGCCGAUAAAGUGUCGCGUGCGAUGGUUCCACUCUCGCGUCUCGUCGCUAUAGGAAAGGACGUCCGGAUCUCUCCCGACGGAACGAAAUGCGCGCAGCUCGCGACGAAACGCGUGCGUCGAAUUAAAUAUCUUCGGAAGCUAGUGGUUGAAGCUGACGAAAGAAUGUACGUUGAGGAACGUUGAUUCUCGCGUUUGUCUUCGUUUUACAGUACAAAGAAGGUACACCGCGCUGUGCAAGUGUGUAUACUCUUUUUGCCAGCUUCUCUCCGUUUCCUCCGUAGUUCCUCGCGCGUUUUGCGUUGACAGAGAUUUUGCGAUACAAUUAAGGUGCGCGAGAACGAAAGGUGCAAACGACUGCAAGUGGAAUCGAAAUUCAAAACGGGCGUCGGGUGUUCGCUUGGUUGUCGAAGUGCUCGCGGAAUUUCCGCUCGUCAACGGUCAUCAUCGAUUUCGAGUGGCGAGGGGUUAACGCACCGACGACGGACGCGUCGUCAGCGAGACAGCUCUUUGAGAUACCGCGCCGAUACGCGCGAUUCGUCUCAUUGUCAGUCCGCGGACACGACGACGCGAACGCGCUGCUUCCGUCCGCGCUCAAGCUCGCCGUGUUUAUACGGCGCUCGCGACACUGUUUACGUUUCUUCUGCGCACGUGAGAGCAGGUAUACGCGGUAUCGAUCUCGAAUGGGAGCCUCUCUCGGAGAGAUCCCUUCAAUGAAUUGACCGGGCGCAGCAGUAGAGUUGUGCGCGCGGCCGUAAGAAGAGAAAGAAAUUGCAGUUCAUCCGUCACCGUCGCGUUGCUUUAUUAACCGUUCAAACAGCGACGGAGGCUUGUUAAAAUGAUAAAAGCGCGUUAAAAGUACUCCAGGUUAUUUUUACGGCUCUUAUCGAGAUACCUUCGCGCGAGCGUCGUGGAUAUAAAAACGGAUAAUGUCACGUUAGCUAAUUGCACGCAAGCAGUAUCGUUUUGACAAGUGCGACAAAAAAUUUAUCUUAUGCAUCAGGCAGGUGGCCGCAACGGAUAUUUUUACGUACCGAGGGAUCACUAUGGUGCGAGCUUUAUCUAUAAAGAGGGAGUGAAAAAAAACGUUAUGAGUGCGUGAGGUCAUUUUUGGCUGGCAACAAGGAUCGAAUCGUACCUGCGGAACCGUAAUCAGAGAUUUACGGUUAUCAAAGAAAGCUUCAUGAGCUGCUGUCCCUUCAUGACGCGGCUUGGGGAGAGGAUGGUCAGCAUGAGCUCCAUGCUCGUAGAGACAGUCAGUAUAAAUUAUGAAGAUUUUAAUGAAAGUUUUCUAACGUGUGGUACCUGUCUCUGCGUUUACGAUGGCAGUGAGCAUACACCUAAAUUACUACCAUGUUCACACACGGUAUGUUUACAUUGUUUAACAAGAAUUGCUGCGUCUCAGACACGAGAGACAGGAGCGUUUAGAUGUCCCAUUUGUAGAGAAUUAAUAACUAUUCCUCGUGGAGGGGUACCUGCACUGCCCCCGAGUUUUCUCGUAAACCAACUGCUGGACCUUAUGUCUCGGCAAAGACGAGAGGUCAUUCCAAAGUGUUCAGUUCAUAUAAAUCAGGAAUUAUUAUUUUGCGAAACAUGUGAUACAGUGUUCUGUACCGUGUGUACUGGUGGGACACAUGCAGGGACAUCACCUGGAUGCACAGAACACACAAUCAUCCCCUUCAGUAUUGCGAUAAAAAGAAUGUCUGAAAUAUUACUUUACAAAGCUAACGAGUGUAUAUCCAAGUUAACACAGGCACAAGAUUCUGUGAGCACGGAAUUGCAACGUUUGGAAGCUUCUACAGAAAAAUGUCUAAGCGCGGUAGACACGGAAUUCGCUGAAAUCAUCGCAAAGAUAGAGAAACGUCGAACGGAAUUGCAAGCUGCUGUAACCGCUGCCGCUCGUGAUAAAAAACACGUACUUGAAGAGCAACAUUCUCUUAUUGAGGCGGAGAAAACCAAAGUGGAGAGAGAAUGCGAAGGAUUGCAAUAUCAGGUCGAAGUCCGGAAUAUUACCCAACGUAUUAACAGCCUGUCAGAUCAGCUUGAUGCAGCGACUGCUCUUAGCGAACCUAAAGAGAAUGCCUUUAUCACGUUCGAGUUUAAUCACAACGACGCUCUCUUCCACUUAGAACAAGCACUGAAUAAUUUGGGACGAGUACGUUCUAGUACAACAUUACCAGGUUUGUGCAGAGCCAGAUUGAAAGACCUAGCGAUAGUGAAGUUACAAACAGUCGUCAUAGUCGAAACGGUAGAUUAUCACGGUCAUCCCCGAAAUGUCGGCGGUGAUCUUAUUACCGCUGAAUUAACAUUCGCGGAUAAUAUACAUGCGGACGCUCCUAUUGAGACAGAAGUGAAAGAUCUAGAGAAUGGAAUUUACGAAAUUUACUUCCGGCCUCCGACUGCGAAUCGAUAUGUUUUAAAGGUGUCGGUAUUCGAACGACCUAUAAAAGAUUAUCCGCUAUUUUUUGAUGCGACUGAGCACAAUGAACCUAUUAAAAUAUAUGGAAGACGUGGUAAUGGGAAAGAUGAAUUUCAUCAGCCAGUUUCAGUCGCAGUGGACGACGAAGGGAUGAUCUAUAUUUUAGAUACUGGAAAUUCUCGUAUUAAGGUAAUCAAUUGUGAUUUGGAGUUUCAAAGGCACAUAAACAAUGAAGGCUUAGAAGGUCGCAGCUGUACGGGAAUAGGUAUUUCUCAACAAGGUCUCGUAGUUGUAAAUUGGCGGACGCGAAAGAUUACAGAAAUGACUUCGCUGGGCGAUACAAUCCGAUCUUUCACGCAUAACGCAUUUCAAGAACCCAUAGACAUUGCAGUGGACAAGAGUUACGGGCACAUACUUGUCGCUGACAACGGUCAAAGCUGUGUAUUCGUAUUUGAUUCAGAUGGCAAGAUACUAUUCCAGGUUGGUAAGAGAAGCACGUUCAAGCUAAUCAGUUCUGUAACUGUUGGUCCGGCUGGUGAGAUUUUAGUUGCUGAUAGCAGAAUUCAAGUGUUUUCUGCGAAAGGAGAUUUUUCCGAAGAAAUAUAUCCCGAGGGCAAAGGAAAAGGUAUCUACGGAGGAAUAGCCGUAGACACAGACGGCAAAAUAAUCGGUACACGUACGGACAAGGGUCGUAGCAUAAUACAAGUACUAAAGUUAGGCGGAGGUAAUAUCUUAACCGAAAUCGACUCACACACCUCGAAAUUGCGACGUCCUUCAGGCGUAGCCGUGCUGCCUGAUAACCAUUUGGUGGUAGUGGAUUUGGGCAAUGAUUGUAUAAAAAAGUACAGGUAUUGGUAAAAAGUCAUUAUUUGUUUAAGCAUCAAAAUUCAAAUUGCAAGCGGGAAGAAAACUCAUUGCAAAAGUACCAAAAGUCAAUCUAAUUUAGAAUUAUUUAUUCAAGUUUUUGUGGAAUUGUAACAUCACAUAUUAUAUCAUGAAUGUAAUACCUAUGUUUUUAUAAAUUUUUAUAUAUAGUUUAUAAAUUAGUAUAAGACGUGAAAUGAGAUAGUAAUGUCAAGAAACCUUGACAUUACUGUUAUAACUUUGGUUUGCAUUAUAGCACCAUAUAUUACAAUUCAUAUUUUGCCCUCAUUUAUAAAAUUUAUUUAAUUUCUCUUGUGUUCGAUAUUGUGUUUUUUUUUUUCAUUUUCUGUAUAUCUGUGAGACAAAGAUUCUUACCAUUUUUAAAACAAAGUCACUCGAAAUGCUCAGUACUUACUGUAUAUAUACUUUUUGUAUUUGAUAAUUUCUUAAGUCAUUACGAUUAAUAUUUAAUCGUUUGAAUGCAUAAAACAACUUUGUUGUUACUGAUUAAUCUAGAUGAUACAUUGAUGGGUGAUAAUCCUUUUCUGAUUUUGUCAAAUUAAGUUUAAAAGUUGUUUAUCUUGUUUUUUGUGUCAAACAUGCAUUUCCUCGCAAUCGAUCAUAUAUUUCCGAAGCGUUUUUUUUUAAGCGUAAUCAGUUAUAAUUUUAAUCAGAAAGAAAUAAUCAAAUAUCAUGUGUAUACAAAAUAUACUUGAUUUUUAAUUAUUAGUCGCCACUUAUUGAUAACAAGCGUGAAUCAGCAACUAACGGUCUAUCCUUAUAUAGUCAAAGAUACGCAAAAAAUAAGUAAAUCUAAUGAUUUUCAAGUUUAUAAUGAUUUAAGUAUCAUAGAAUCUUCAAUUGAAAGAUUAUCUUUUUUUGUAUCAUUAUUGCAUUAUUGUAUUGUAUUUUUAUUGCACUAACCAUUUUUUUUUAAAUUAUCUGUAUUCAUAUCUAAUGUUUCCGAUUUAUAGCUCAUCUAUAAUAAUAUUUAUAUUUUACAGUUGGCUGAUUUAAUACUUAAACAUUUUUUGACUGAAUUUAUUAUAACGACAGAAUUAAUUUUUUUUUUUAAUCCAUCGUAAUAUAAUUUCUAUAAUUAUAAAAAGAGAUUGCAUUGUACACUAAAUUAUCAAGAUAAUCUGAACAACUUCUAGUCUUAAUUUGUACCAAAAAGGAAGGUAUCAUUAUUCACAGGUGUAUAAUGUUAUACAGAAGUAUUAUACACACGCGCGCGCGCGCGCGCACACACACACACACACACACACACACACACACACACACACACACAGAGAGAGACAGACAGACACACACUGCCGUUCCAUAUUAGUUUAUAAUAUAUCUCUUUCACAGUUAGAGUACAGAGCUUUGCAUUACAUAAAAUCAAUCAUAUAUGAUUGUUUAAAUACCAUACUGUUGAGAUAAACAAUUUCUUUAAAAUAUGAACAUGUGAACAUUUUUAUCAAUCAAAAUUAUAAAUAUUUUUUAAAUUUGAAAUUAUCGACGUUUUUGAAUUAUUUCAUAUUUUUUAAUUCACAUUAUCACUUGUAUAUCACAUUUCUUACAUUAUACUUAUAAAUUUAUGCUCUUUGUGACUUGGUAAAUCUUUUUUUUAUAUUUUUUCCUUUUUGUUUUAUUUUCAAACUUUGCAAUAAUUAUUACCCGUAAAAGUUUCUUAUGUUCCUAAGAAACAAAAAAUUCAGUUCGGCAUUAUGUGAUUUUUUAAUUAAUUAAAAAUAUAAAUUACAAUUAGUGUAAGAUAGCUAUGCAAAUAACUAGAAAUAUGAUAGGAAUUGUACAUAUAUUUUUUCAGUAUUAUUAUACAUUUUGAUAGAAUUGGCGACAUAGAUUUGUUUAUUUAGAAAUAUUUUCUAACUUUUGUGAAAGACGUGAUUCUCUCAACAUUAAUGUAUUUUUUUGAGGGCUUACAGUAUCAUUCAUCGUAAUUGUAUUUGUUGUUAAAAGGACAAUCCCAAUUUUUAUAAAUUUCACCGUGCUCAAAAUGACUUCAUUGGUGAGACAUGUACAUUGCCUAAGUUACUUUUAGAUAAAGUACAAGGAACUGACAUGAAAAUUUAAACAGCAAGGAUUUAUUAUAAGGCGUGAUUACUCUCUUUUUCGUUAUCCGAAAAUAUUUAACGCCCGUCUGUUAAGACCACGAUUAUGAUCAUGAAGUGUUAGCAAAAUAUCACCAUGAUGCAUAUCUACUUAUUCUUCGAUACUUACUUCUCAACACUGAGAGUGAUAAACUUACAUACGUACGGCUUACAGUCUCUGUUUCCUUAAGGCAGGAGAAUAUUUUUUCACGUAACAUACUUGUAUCCACACAUAGAAUCAAUUCUUAAAAUAAUUAGCUUUAACAUUUUUACGCCAUUUUAUGUUUUACGAGUGACUUAUGCGAGAGUUGCGUUUUUUUUUUUAGAACCAUUUGCCAUGUUAAUAUUGACGAGAAACCUUUGGUAUAAUCGUAAAAAUCUUUUUGUAGGACACGUAACCUUACAUUGUAAAUUUAGUGAAAAUAAUGAGUAACGAUGUGUUUUGCGGUUUGUGUUUUUGCAGCAAAUGCAAAAUAUUUUUGUUUUAUUAGUAAUUUUCUUUUUUUUACUGUAUCAGAGAUACAACAUUCCUUAUGAACUGCUUUGCAGAGUGAUCUGUGACUACGUUUACAUGUCCCUAAUCGAGUUUAAUAACAUGUAUAAGUUAUAAUGAGUAAAUUGUCGUAUGUUAAUUAAAUCCGGUUUUAUAAUAUCAAUUGUUAUUACUUUACACCUGUUAAUGAAAAGUUAUAGAUUUAUAAAUCCGGUUGUAAAGAAAAACUGUGUAACGCUAAGUAAGUUGUUAUGGCUUAUAUUGCCAACUUAAAAUUAUGAAAAAAAAAAAAAAAUAUAUAUAUAUAUAUACAUAUAACAUCAUCGUGUAUUUAAUUUACUGCACUUAGAAGUUAUCACGCAGGUAAACAUAACGAGAAUAAAAUAACAUUUGUUCGUGUAAAUAAGCACGCGUUUAAGAAGUUACAACUACAGAUGUUACUAAAUUCGAUUAACAUUUGACGUGUAAACGUAGUCCAUCAUAGGCUACAUUUAAUAUAAACAGUCGCAUAUUGCUUGUAUGUACGAAUACGAGUCACUAUAAAACACGUUAGUCUUUAGCGAAAAGCAUAACAGUGCCUUUAUUGAAAAGAUGCCACCAUACGGUUUAUAUCUUACGACGCGAUUAAUUGAUAUACAUAAAUAGAUAUUUCUUUCGUUCAAAUCAAUUUGUGUAUUAACACUUUGAUCGUGAUCUGAAUCAUUUUUAUAUAUUUUUGGAAACUAUAGCAUUUUGAUAAAAAAAAAAGGUACUCUUCACUUAGUCAUUAUGACUACAUAUGAGUGCCAGUGUGAAAACUAAAAAAAAAAAAAAAAAUUCAAACUAUCCUCAAUAUACAAAUUUCAUAAUUUCCAAGAAAAAAUAUAUUUAUGUAUACAAAAAAUAUGUUUUCUUAGAAAUUACGAAACUUUUAUUAUGACGAUAAUUUUUCAUUUAGUUUUCACACUGCAAAUUUUAGAAAAUUCUUUGAAAUCCAUGUUGUUCCACGACUACCAUGAUUUUGAUGGUAAAUUCUAAGAAAAAAUUCUUCUUUUGCGAUGUAACGUGUCAAAGUGUUAAAAUAGUGAAACGCGGUUGCAGAUCGAGAAUCAAAUCAGAACUUUCGUCGCUGUAAUCUGUAUCAAAUAUAUAUAUGUAUAUAUAUAUAUAUAUAUAUAUAUAUAUAUAUAUAUAUAUAUAUAUAUAUAUAUAUAUUUAUAUAUUUAUAUAGACCUAUAUUCAAAAAUUUCUGGUCCUGUUUGUUAUUCGAUGUUUAUCUAGAGUCAUCGAGAUCACAAAUGCGUUGAAGAUGUGUAAUUUUAUUCAAAGUCUGAUCCUGAAAGCUAAGCCUGAUUUACUGUCAAUAUCCUAUUGUUGCCUAAGUGUCUACUGUAAGUAGCAUACUGAUUAACUCAAAAUAGCUUUUUUUUUCUUCAUAUACGAAUCGUGCAGCCACCCAUUGUAAACGUCAGACUGAUAUAUAUCUCUUGUUUGUAUUUUUUGAUAUUGUUUAAUCUAGUCAUACAUCAGCUAUAACUGUAACACUUAUAUAUCAUGACUCUCAUGCUGUAAUAUACAAUACAUUGUAAAUAAAUAUAUAAGCUUGAUUUA